AUGAAGCUCAAGGAGCGUGUCUUGAUUUCGGUUAUGGCAGGGCUCGUGAUGCUGACGAUGAUCGUGGUGCUGGAGGCGGAAACCAGCCUCACUGCACCCAGCCGCACACGUACCCCCGCCCACGCCCGCGUCCACUACGCCUUCAGGCAGCGCCAUCUACAGAAGACGAGCAACGCGUCCCGCGAGGCGUCCCUGAGUGCCGCCGCGUCCGCCCAGGUCGGAGUCGUGAGCGAUGACUCUGCCCCCCCUCCCCCGCCCGCCCCCGGCGCUCUCGCGGGCGCAGGAGCCGACAGUGGGCGCGAGAAGAGGACCGGGACGCCGGCGACGCCGCCUGACUCAUUCUCCGAUCUGGCUGAAGCGGCUCUGAAGGCGAGCAAUAACAGCAAGGUCGUUCGUCGCCGCAAUCACUGGAAUCCCUGCCUCGGAGAACUGCUCGGACUGGAGCUGAGAGACAACUCUACACUCUGGGACAAGUUCCACCUCAGCAUUUCAAGAGACGAGCUCUAUGCUGCUGAGGACCCAACCGUUGACAGACUGCUGCGUCAUGUGGCCACUGCACCCAUCACUCAUAUAGCGCUCAAGGAAGGAGGGACGCAGCUCAAGCUUCUCAUUGAAUUUGCUGACGGAGGCCACGCGCUCUUCAAGCCCAUGCGAUUCCCGCGAGAACAACAGACGCUGAAGAACCACUUUUACUUCACCGACUUCGAGCGCCACAACGCAGAGAUCGCCGCCUUCCACCUUGACAGGCUGUUGGGCUUCCGACGAGCCGUUCCGAUAGUGGGGCGCGUCGUCAACAUGACCCGAGAGUUGUACGCGUUUGCUCAGGGAGAACUCCUCAAGACGUUCUUUAUCUCACCUGACGGCAACCUCUGCUUCCAUGGGAAAUGCAGCUACUACUGCGACACCGCCCAUGCCAUCUGCGGCAACCCGGACCUUCUGGAGGGCUCCUUCUCCGUGUAUCUCCCCGGCAAGGAGGUGGCUCCCCGCAGGGUGUGGCGCCAUCCCUGGAGGAGGAGCUACCACAAGCGACGCAAAGCGCAGUGGGAAGUGGACGGCGACUACUGCCAGCUGGUGCAGGAGGUGCACCCGUACACCGACGGGCGGAGGCUGCUGGACAUGGCCGACAUGGCCGUGCUGGACUUCCUCAUGGGAAACAUGGACCGGCACCACUACGAGACCUUCAAGAUGUUCGGCAACAACUCGGCGCCCAUCCACCUCGACCAUGGGCGUGGCUUCGGGCGGGCGUUCCACGAUGAGCUGUCAAUCCUUGCUCCUCUCCGGCAGUGCUGUGUGAUUCGCCUCUCGACCCUCGCGUCCCUUCUCAGGUACCAUUCCGGCCCGGCGCCCCUGAGCGCGGCGCUGCGAAGCUCCUUGAGCGCCGAUCCCCUGAGCCCCGUCCUGUGGGAGCCGCACCUGCACGCCCUCGACCGAAGGCUCGGCCUCGUCCUGCGGGAGGUGCGCCACUGCCUCCGGAAGGCCCGCGAUCCUUCACGAGUCAUCGUCGAGGACUUCCACUAG
Messenger RNA from Penaeus indicus, 1518 nucleotides. RefSeq names its product extracellular serine/threonine protein CG31145-like. Gene Ontology annotation, molecular function: protein serine/threonine kinase activity. The transcript has 9 exons. The record is from RefSeq and is a predicted model, not a curated record. Gene Ontology annotation, biological process: protein phosphorylation. Gene Ontology annotation, cellular component: Golgi apparatus. Bases 1 to 1518 code for a protein of 505 amino acids. Lineage: Eukaryota; Metazoa; Arthropoda; Malacostraca; Decapoda; Penaeidae.